AUGGGCUCGAGUCAUUCACGACAUUACACUCCUCCCCCGGCUGCGCCCCCUGUCGGUGACCGAUUCGCAACCCCAGGCACCGAGUAUCGGCGCCGCAAAGAUGAAAAGGCGGUGCGAAGGAGACAAUCGGAGGAUGCGCCGCCCGCGUAUGAAAUGGCGCUCGAGGCGGCAGCCAACGCCGUUGCGCCACCUCUCUCUGCUACCGCCAACUCUGACAACGACUGGGAUUACGACCCGAUGGUGGAUGGGAUAGCGGAUCUGGCAGAGUGGGCACUCGAGUCUUCGGACGACGAGGCGACCAGGGCCCAGAAGAAAGCGCGAAAGGCGGCGAAGAAACGUCACAAGGAAGCGACGAAGAGCGCCACAGCUGGGACGUCCUGCGAUCCCACCGCGGUGCAAGGUACAGCCGAAAGCACGCAGCGUGCCGCCAAGGAGGCAAAGCGUGCUGCGAAGGACGCGAAACGAGCCGCCAAAGAUGCAGACCGCGCUAAGAAGAAGGCUGACAAGGCAAAGGCCAAGGCGGAGAAGAAGGCGCGACGGGCGCUGCGCAGUGCCACGAAACUGCAACGGCGGAGUGAGCGCACCGCUGUCUCCUCGGUGGAGAAGGCUGAGCGCGCCGCGCGCAAGGCCCAAAACAAAGCGGAGAAAGCGCGGAUACGGGCAAACAAGAAGGCUGCCAAGGCGCAGAAGCGCGCCGAGACCGCAGCAAUCGCGGCUACCUCGUACGCAACGUCCCCGCGAGCGGCGCCCAAGGUCAAACCGGCCGUUCGUUCUCCACAUAAAUCUCUCCCUCCGCCACCACCGGCGCCGCAGAUUAUCGAAGUCGAGCGCUCGCCGAUGCAGGCUCCUCCCAAGCCUAGUUACUCUCCGAGACUCGCCUCGAGACGGACGCCUCCGAGCCUCUCAUCCUCGACCCACACAAGCAGCUCUGGCAGCCCUGUCCCACGUUCCCCACCCCUACCCCCUCUGCCGCGUGAGCUGCAUGGCCGUCCUCCACUCCCUCCACGUACCGGCGCACUACCCGCGCGCUCGAUACCGAUUGCCCACUCGUCAUACUUUGCCCCGCGUCUCCCUGGAAGCGCCGGGCCAUCGCACUCUCGGGUCUCUCACUUUCCGCCGGAUCAGAAGAGCCAGCUCGAGCUGGAAUACGAGACGCUUGCUAUCGACUCGGCGCGCGCGAACGUCAGCCACGGACACACUUACUAGAGAAACAGAUGGACUCUGCGCAUGCGGCUACAAGUAGAGGUUGUACAGUAUGAAGGACAUGUCUGAUUAGAUAAAGAAUGCG
Molecule: messenger RNA, 1288 nt
Organism: Cutaneotrichosporon oleaginosum
Lineage: Eukaryota; Fungi; Basidiomycota; Tremellomycetes; Trichosporonales; Trichosporonaceae
Source: RefSeq, a predicted model, not a curated record